GUCACGUCGGGGGUGGGGCGGGAUUACCGAGGGGCGGGGCGGAGUCCUUUAGACGGACGCUCCACCUGUGGAAGAGUGGACUAGACUCUCAGGCGGUCCGAGAGGCCGUGCUGGAGUAUGUGCGGGCGAACGUCCUGUCACCUGCCUAGAGACGCUCUCACCAGGGCCUGCGCCUAUGACGAUCGGCAGGGCCGGCGUCGCCUCCCGCAGUGGAGGGACCCUGACAAGUACUGCCCCUCCUACAACAAGAGCCCGCAGUCCAGCAGCCCGGUGCUCCUCUCCAGGCUGCACUUGGAGAAGGAUGCAGACUCAUCAGAUCGGAUAAUUAUUCCCAUGCGAUGGGGCUUAGUCCCAUCUUGGUUCAAAGAAAGUGAUCCUUCCAAGCUGCAGUUCAACACUACCAACUGUCGUAGUGAUACCAUAAUGGAGAAGCAGUCAUUCAAGGUUCCUCUGGGGAAAGGACGACGGUGUGUUGUUUUAGCAGAUGGAUUCUACGAGUGGCAGCGGUGUCAGGGAACAAACCAGAGGCAACCAUACUUCAUCUAUUUUCCUCAAAUCAAGACAGAGAAGUCGUGUGGGAACAAUGCUUCAGACAGCCCUGACAACAAGGAAAAGGUCUGGGACAACUGGAGGCUGCUGACAAUGGCAGGGAUCUUUGACUGCUGGGAACCACCAGGGGGAGAGCGCCUGUAUUCCUACAGCAUCAUCACAGUGGAUUCCUGCAGAGGUUUGAGUGACAUCCACAACAGGAUGCCUGCCAUACUAGAUGGAGAAGAAGCAGUCUCCAAAUGGCUUGACUUUGGUGAGGUCCCCACUCAGGAAGCUCUGAAGCUAAUCCACCCCAUAGAUAAUAUCACCUUCCAUCCAGUUUCUUCGGUGGUGAACAAUUCCAGAAACAACACUCCUGAGUGUCUGGCUCCUGCUGACUUGUUGGUUAAGAAGGAGCCCAAGGCAAGUGGCAGCAGUCAAAGAAUGAUGCAAUGGCUGGCUACAAAAUCACCCAAAAAG
This is a messenger RNA of Mastomys coucha (southern multimammate mouse), 1008 nucleotides long. It is a transcript of the gene Hmces, whose product is annotated as 5-hydroxymethylcytosine binding, ES cell specific. Gene Ontology annotation, molecular function: single-stranded DNA binding. Gene Ontology annotation, biological process: DNA damage response. The annotation marks the transcript as partial. Lineage: Eukaryota; Metazoa; Chordata; Mammalia; Rodentia; Muridae. The record is from RefSeq and is a predicted model, not a curated record. The transcript is spliced from 7 exons.